This is a messenger RNA of Pantherophis guttatus, 3107 nucleotides long. RefSeq lists its product as uncharacterized. Gene Ontology annotation, cellular component: nucleus. Gene Ontology annotation, biological process: regulation of DNA-templated transcription. The record is from RefSeq and is a predicted model, not a curated record. NCBI's taxonomy places the organism in Eukaryota, Metazoa, Chordata, Lepidosauria, Squamata, Colubridae.
GGGCUCCACAGGAGGCGGAGAGGCUGCGGGAGAGUCUGGCGGGGGGAGAUCCAGAAGUUCCACUGAUACACAAAGUCGAAAGCAUUUGAAAUCUUUGCAAGGCAAUUUUUUUCUCUUGGGGGAAGAAGAAAAAGAGCGGAAUCCCUUGCAGGGAUCAGUCCUGCAGCCCCAGAAAUGGUCCCGUGAAGGAAAAGGCAUCUGGAGACCCACCAGAGUCCUUGGAGCCAUUUGCAGUUGCUCUGCAGGACAGAGAAAGGAUGGAGACACAACCUUUUGGAAAGGAGGGAAGCGGAAAAGGCCCUUCAGCUGCUCAGCCUGGGAAGGAGAUCCUGGAGGAGGAAACCAUCCUCCCUUCACAAGUUCAGCCCUGGAAGUUCAUCCAAUACCGGGAGGCUGAGGGUCCCCGAGGACUUUGCAGCCGACUCCAUGGUUUUUGCAGGCGAUGGCUGAGGCCAGAGAAGAACACCAAAGCUCAGAUGCUGGACCUGGUGGUUCUGGAGCAGCUCCUGUUCCUUCUGCCCCCAGAGAUGGAGGGCUGGGUGCGGGAGUGUGGAGCAGAGACCAGCUCCCAGGCGGUGGCCCUGGCGGAAGGCCUCCUCCUGAGCCAGGUGGAGGAGCAGAAGGAGCAGGUGGAGUUGCAGUGCUGCACUGUGGAGAUCAGAGAUCCUGAAGGAAGGAAGAACCCAUCAAAUCCCCCCCAGGAGCUAUUUUCCAGGAGGAUCCCUUGGGAGGAUCAAAGUCAGGACACCUCAGGAGAGAAAGAAAGAAAGAAUUUUUCUGGUUUUCAUGAUGGCGAUCAAUCAGCGGCUGAACCUCUAAAUCAGGAGAGUCUUGUGUCCUUCGAGGAGGUGGCUGUGUAUUUCUCUGAGGAGGAAUGGUCUCAGCUGGAUCCUGACCAGAAAGCGCUGCAUUCGGAAGUCAUGCUUGAAACCCAUAGGAACGUGGUCUCUCUCGGUAAUAAUGGGCAGGAGAGUCAGGAUUCCUGUGAACUGUUCCAAGUGAUCAAUGCUAAAUUACUUACAGGAAUUCACACUGAGGAGAAACUAUACAAAUGCAGAGAGUCUGCUAACAGGUUCAGAAGACGUAGUAAUCUUAUUUCCCCUAAAAGAAUACACGUAGGGGAAAAGCCAUUUAAAUGCAUGCAGUGUGGGAAAACCUUUGCUCGCAGAUUUGUCCUAAGAUCACAUGAAAGGCUGCACACAGGGGAGAAGCCGUAUAAAUGCAUGGAAUGUGGAAAGACCUUUGUUCGAAGAGGUCAUCUUAUUUCCCAUAAGAGCAUCCACACAGGGAAGAAGCCAUAUAAAUGCCUGGAGUGUGAAAAGACCUUUGCUUAUAGUAAUGGACUUACUAUUCACAAAGUGAUCCACACAGGGGAGAAACCAUAUAAAUGCAUGGAAUGUGGAAAGGCCUUUGCUUAUAGAACUGGACUUACUGUUCACAAAAGGAUACACACAGGGGAGAAACCGUAUAAAUGCAUGGAAUGUGGAAAGGCCUUUGCUCGAAGAGGUCAUCUUAUUUCUCAUAAGAGGAUCCACACAGGGGAGAAGCCGUAUAAAUGCAUGGAGUGUGAAAAGACCUUUGCUUAUAGUAAUGGACUUACUAUUCACAAAAGGAUACACACAGGGGAGAAACCGUAUAAAUGCAUGGAAUGUGGAAAGGCCUUUGCUCGAAGAUAUCAUCUUAAUUCCCAUAAGAGGAUCCACACAGGGGAGAAGCCGUAUAAAUGCAUGGAGUGUGGAAAGAGCUUUACUCAAAGGGGUAGUCUUAUUUGCCAUGAGAGGAUCCACACAGGGGAGAAACCGUAUAAAUGCAUGGAGUGUGGAAAAACCUUUGUUCAAAGGGGUAGUCUUAGUUCCCAUGAGAGGAUCCACACAGGGGAGAAGCCGUAUAAAUGCAUGGAAUGUGGAAAGACCUUUGCUGAAAGACGUAGUCUUAAUUUCCAUGAGAGGAUCCACACAGGGGAGAAGCCGUAUAAAUGCAUGGAGUGUGGAAAGGCCUUUCUUCGAAGAGGUAGUCUUAUUUCCCAUGAGAGGAUCCACACAGGGGAGAAGCCGUAUAAAUGCAUGGAGUGUGGAAAGACCUUUGCUCGAAGAGGUAGUCUUAUUUCCCAUAAGAGGAUCCACACAGGGGAGAAGCGAUAUAAAUGCAUGGAGUGUGGAAAGGCCUUUGUUGGGAAAGUUAUUCUUACUUCUCAUAAAAGGAUCCACGUUCAGGAGAAACUGUAUAGCAUUAGUAAUUCCACUUAGACUUAUAUACCAGUCCACAAUGCUUUAUAGCACUCUUUGAGCAGUUUACAAAAUCAGCAUAUGGUCUCCAGCAAUCUGGGUCCUCAUUUUACCCACCGCAGAAGGAUGAAAGCUGAAUCAAUCAUGACCCUGUCAGAAUCAAACUUCUCGCUGUGUGCAAUUAGCCUAUAGUAUUGCAUUCUAAACGCUGAUCCACCACCAUAGAUUUUGAUCUGUAUGCAUAUUGUGCCUUUCGGAUCCAAACGAGACAAGGUAGAAUCCAACAAAAUGAAAUUUAAUGUGGAGAAAAGUAAGUUUUUACACCUGAGCAGGAAAAACAGAUUACCUGAAACCUGGCUCAAAAAUAGUAACUGUGAAGGGUCCUUGGAGUCGGAAUGUAUGAUCAAUUAAGCAUGAAUCACCUGUGUGCGGCAGCAGACAAAAAAGCGAAUACAAUCCUUGGUUGUAUAAACAGAGGCAUAGAAUCAAAAUCAUAUGAAGUAUUAGUACCGUUCCAUGAUGUCUUAGUAAGACCACACCUGGAAUACCGCAUUCUGUUUGGGUCAUCACAAAGUGCAAAGAAGAGUAGCUAAACUGAUUAAAGGACAGAAGACUAAAACAAGAACAGUUAUAGGAACUGGGCAUGGCUAGUUUUGUUACAAAGAAAAAUACCUAACUAUAUACAUUUGUAUAAUUAAGCUUGUAUAUAUAUAUAAGUCAAAAUAUGAAGUGUGCCACAUUCCUCCCCCCUGACUCCUCCUUACCUUUUCUGACUCCGCCCACUGUAUAUAUAAGCAGCUGUUCCUGUCAGAAUCCUUUUGCCUUGCCUAAUGAUCUCCUGUGAAAAGAAACAUGUAAAUAAAACAGUGUUUUGAAUUCUCA